AUGCCGCUGGACGGGUAUGGAUGGGAACCACCCACCCACCCCUCCCUCUCGGACCUCGACGAAGCAGAAUACAGCCUGCUGAUGGACUACCCCGAGGAAGCCGAUUACUACGCGCUGCUGGGGCUUGCGCGCGAGCCGGCGCCCACGGACGCGGAGAUCCGCUCCGCGUACCGCAAUCUGACGCUGAGCUUCCACCCGGACAAGCAGCCUGCGGAGCUGCGGGAGGCGGCGCAGGGCCAUUUUGGGCGGAUCCAGGAGGCGUAUGAGACGCUGAUUGAUCCGCGGAAGAGGGCUGUGUAUGAUUUGCUGGGGGCAGAGGGGGUGCGGCGGGAGUGGGCGCGAGGUGGUGCGAUAGGGAUUGGUGGGGAGGCGGAGAGGCAGGUGGGCGUGAAGGCGCAGACGCCGGAGGAGUUUAGGGCGUGGUUCCUGGAGACGAUGAAGAGGAGGGAGAGGAGGUUGGUGAAUAGUAUGGUUCAGAGUCGGGGCUCAUUAAGUCUUGGGAUUGAUGCUUCCGAUAUGAUCUCGGUCGAUGAGUAUUCCGGGGAUGUGUUCUUCCACGUACCCUCGCCCCAGAUGUCCUCCUACGCUAUUGGAUACUCCUUCAGGGCACCGUUCCCCACGCCGGAAGUGCUGUUUGGUAAGGAGGAGGUUGGAGACGAAGAUGAGGAGACAGAAGGCGAAUCUGCUGGGCAGAAAACCUCUUCAUUCUCAGACGAACCAGAGACCGAGAUCUCGUUCAAUGCGGGAUUCUCCGGCACUCUCAAACAGAACUAUCGUGAAGUCAAGCUCCAAAUGCAGGAUGACUCAAUUGUGACCCGAGCGAUCCCCUUGCCCUUGCUUUGUGCAGGACGAGAAAUCAGCCUAGGUGCCAGCGUCAACCGGAGCUUUGGGGAUGUCGCGAGUAUGAAGGGCCUUCUGGGAAGACGCCCUUUUAGAUUUUUGAGCAACUCGGCCGUCGCGGUGAAUGCGUCGCUCUUGCCAACUCCGUUAUUGCAAGCAACCCUCGGUAAAGCAUUCAGCCCUAUUCGUGGAACGAGACCGUUCCAAGUCAAUACGAGCGCUAUCAUCACCAAUUCCUUGCUGAAGACGCCGCCUAUACUUGCAGUGCAAGUAACGAAGGGUGUCGGGGAGAGAAAGCAUGCCUUCUGUUCGUGGUCUAGCGGCACCAUUUUCUGGCCCCAGGUCUUCGAGGUCUUGUUCAGCCCAAUCGCUCGACUGGGUGCCGAUACCGACUGGCUCGUAGGCAUGUCCGCUUUCACUCAAAUGAGUCAAUUCCAGGUGGGGCUCAUCUCCACGCCAAAGCGACCACAGAAGGCCCUUGCCAUGGACGAUGAGGAGGAUGGGGAAGAGGACGAAGAGGACGACGAAGAACUCGAGUACAGGCGCCUCCGGAAAAAGGACCAUGACGAGGCAGAUGUGGCCGAGUCCUGGCAGACGGUGAUCACUGCCACGCCAGCUAUAGCAGGCUUAUCCCUGACUUAUGCUCGGAACAUCUUCAACGGUAAGGCGGCCAACGACCCUGUCCGUUCUGAAUGGAGCUCCGAAGGCCAUUAUUCUCUGCCUCCGGCUAUUGAACCUCGGUCUGUACGCCUGGAAAUCCAAAGCACAGUGAAUAUCGAUCUUUCCCUGGCGUGGAACAUCACAGGUAUGCGACAGGUGGGCAGGUUCACCCGCCUGGGUUUCGGCGUGGGCAUCGAAGGAAACCGGGGCCUUGUCAUGACGGCCUCGUGGAGUAGGCUUGGCCAAAGCAUCAAACUCCCCGUCGCGGUCUGUCCAUUCGAGAGCGCGAAUGCAGAUGCCGCCGCGCUUGCAGUCGUCUUCCCCUGGGUGGCCUACUGCGCCUUUGAGUUCUUGUACAACCGUCCUAGAGAGAGGCGGGCGCGUCGUCGCGCCAUCGCUCGACGGCAGAAGCAAUUAAUGAAGUUGGUUCCGAAGAAGAGAGCGGAAAGCCAGCAAGCAAUUAAACUUAUGGCCGAUCAGACCCAGCGUCGACAAGCGAGAGAAGAGUCGCAAGCUGGCUUGGUUAUCACCAAGGCCGAGUAUGGUCAUUAUCCUUCGUCCAAGAAAGCUAAUGACAGCCCGGAAGACUCGGAGGUCGCUGAUGUUACGAUCCCGGUAGCUGCGUUGGUGGACCGCGGUCAAUUGGUCAUAACAAAGGGCACUGUCAAGUUUCAUAUCCUCGGCUUCCAUGACCCUGCACCACUUCUCCCGAAGAAGCUGAAGAUCUGGUAUACCUAUCAUGGAAAGGAGCAUUAUGUUGAAGCCAACGACUCCGAAGGCGUUGCAUGCCCAAUGCGCACGCAUCUACUAUUUAACGAGAGCUGA
Messenger RNA from Aspergillus clavatus NRRL 1, 2325 nucleotides. Its product is annotated as J domain-containing protein. Lineage: Eukaryota; Fungi; Ascomycota; Eurotiomycetes; Eurotiales; Aspergillaceae. The transcript is spliced from 4 exons. Gene Ontology annotation, biological process: cristae formation. The record is from RefSeq and is a predicted model, not a curated record. The coding region runs from base 1 to 2325 and encodes 774 amino acids.